AUGAACUCUUCCAUUGCUUUUUUGAAUUGUAGAGGAGCUAGGAAGAUAAGAGCUUCUCUAUACUUAAAGGAGUUUGUGAAAGAACAUGGUGUUAUUUUUAUUGGUUUAUUGGAAACCAAAGUUACUUAUUUUGAUGGAAAAGAUGUGGAUCAAUUUAUUGGUUAUGAAUGGGACUUUUUCCAUGUUCCUUUAGAAGGGCUUUCAGGAGGUAUUCUUAUGCUUUGGAAGUCAAACUUUGCAUCUUUUCAGGUUUUAGAAUUUUCCUCUCAAUUUAUAAUGGGAGACUUGGAGAUGCUCAAUAUAGGAGUUUGGAGGAUAGCUUCUAUUUAUGGCAACAAGGAUGUCUAUGUUAGGAGAAUGCUUUGGGAAAAGCUGGAGUCCUUUACCUCUAAGGAGAUACCUAUGAUCAUAGGUGGAGACUUCAAUUGCAUUUUAUCUUGUGAUGAUAAGAGGGGAGGGAGAAGAUUCAAUCUUUACCUUGGCACCAAAGAAAUGAAGAUCUUCCUUACAAAUAAUGACUUUCAUGAAGUAGGAUUUGUGGGUCCUAAAUUCACAUGGUGCAAUAAUAAAAAAGGGGUGGAACGAAUCCUUGAGAGGCUAGAUAGAUGUUUUCUCAACCCGGCUGCUCUUUCUUCUAAAAAUCGGUUCUUUAUAAGGAAUUUAGCUCGGGUGGCUUCAGACCACUAUCCAAUCUUAUUGAAUUUUAUAGUUCAUCAAGCUAGCAAGAAAAUCCUUAGAUUUGAGGAUGUAUGGGCAUCCAACAAAGCUUCUAUGGCUGUGGUGAAGAAAGUUUGGAGAAGGAAUUAUAAAGGUAAUGCAUCAAAGAUUAUGGAUAGCAAAAUGAAAAAUUCUCUCAAAGCUCUAUACUAUUGGAGCAAGGCUAAAAUGCAAAAUCUGCUAUCCCUUAAGGAGCUGCUUAUUCAAAUAGAGGAGCUGCAAUUGAAGGAAUCUAAUGAAGGUAUUUUCUCAAAUGAAGACUGCUGGAGUCUUAAAUCAAAAGUGGAGGAACUUAAUUCUACUCUUGCUCGAUUAGAUACUUGGUGGAAACAAAGGGCCAAGGUAAAAUGGAUGAUGGAGGGAGAUCAGAAUUCAAAUUUUUUUCAAGCUUAUGCCUCAGCUAGAAGAAAUUCCAACUUCAUUUCCAAGAUCAAGGACGGUGCAGGAGAAGUAGUAGAGGAUCAGUCUCUUAUUCACAUGUCUUGCUAG
Dendrobium catenatum is the source of this 1206-nucleotide messenger RNA. RefSeq lists its product as uncharacterized. NCBI's taxonomy places the organism in Eukaryota, Viridiplantae, Streptophyta, Magnoliopsida, Asparagales, Orchidaceae. The coding region runs from base 1 to 1206 and encodes 401 amino acids. Gene Ontology annotation, molecular function: catalytic activity. The transcript has a single exon. The record is from RefSeq and is a predicted model, not a curated record.